Molecule: messenger RNA, 4129 nt
Organism: Corythoichthys intestinalis (scribbled pipefish)
Lineage: Eukaryota; Metazoa; Chordata; Actinopteri; Syngnathiformes; Syngnathidae
Gene: rubcn
Product: rubicon autophagy regulator
Exons: 22
Coding region: 394-3294 (966 amino acids)
Biological process (GO): negative regulation of endocytosis; negative regulation of autophagosome maturation
Cellular component (GO): early endosome; late endosome
Molecular function (GO): phosphatidylinositol phosphate binding
Source: RefSeq, a predicted model, not a curated record
AAACCACCACUGUCUGCCAACCCAGAAACAUCUAAAUUAUUCGAGACACCACAGGAUUAUGGCCGCACAUUUUAGCCGGUUUAAUUAUCCACAGAGAGUGAACAUUCAAAUUAACAUACUGUACAGGUAAAAGUAACCAACGGUCAAAGGGUGCUUGCGUGCAGCGCUAUAAAGGAACAAACGCCUCCGCCCACUCCUCGAUGCUAGCAGGUCAUGUGGCCUCCCCCACUGUUUGGAUUCAACUUUGGGCAGGCGGGGUAGAGAUGGAGGACAAAUGCAAACCUGUGCAUAUUCCUUGAGAAUCAAGCAAGUGCACUGGUUUAAUAUGGAGCAAUUACACUGAUAUUUGUGCAGUUACACAGGAAGCUCGGCACUCAAUUCCAGUCGGAAGACAUGGAGAUAACGUCGGACGGGGAGGUGACAGAACACAGGCGCGAGCUCUGGAAGUUGCUGUCCAGCCUGAAGACCACAGUGGAGGGCCUACUGUCCACAAACAACCCUAAUGUUUGGUCCCGCUACGGUGGUCUGCAGCGCCUGCACAAAGACAUGAACAACAUUCUCAGUCACGGUCUGAAGAAUGAGCAGGUGUAUUACAAGCAGAGAGACUACUGGCCAUUUGUCUGGUGUGUUCGUCAUAUCAAACCCCACCUUGCCUCACAUGUUGAACAGUUCAGUCAAUUGGAACCCGUCCUAAGCAGCAGGAUGCAGAGUGCCGGUGAGAGUUACAAGGCUGAACGCUGGUUGCUUUACAGCUUGCAGGUUCACAUACUAUCCGCUCAGCUCAAACCUCUACUUAGGCAUCAAGGACAUACAAGAAAAUACUACAACGAAGAUGCCUUCUUGCUCAGUGAGCCACACGUCACUGCCAUGUUCCAGUGUCUUGAAGCCGUGGAGCAGAAUAACCCCAAACUUUUAGCUCAAAUAGACACCGUGGCGCUGUCCCCUCUCAAAAACCCGCCGUGCCUCGGCCUUUUGAAGAGCCAGAGCCUGUGCGUGCUUCCUGGGGCUGGCGGGCCUUGGAGAAGCGCUGACUUGGCAGCCCCAAGAGAAUCUUUAAACCGGAGGCUCACCACAUCCAACUGCUCCCUCAGAGAUGUGGCUGUCACGACCAACAAAGGCAACAUGAUAGGAGGCGACAACAGCGCAAAUGCUACCUCACAAGCUAGCACCUUUGGUCCUCCUUGGGUGUGUGUGACCAGCCCGCAAGAGAGCGGACAGGAUGUGACACCCCCUUCCGGUCCCUCCAGCUCAUUUUCAGAGUCACUCUCGCCCUCCUCCCUGCAGCCUGAUAGGGGAGAUUUAGUUGACAGUGAAUAUGAUGAUGGUCCAGAGUACCUUGCCAUUGGUAACCUUGGCCAACGCAGUCGACGAAGCACCCAAAGCUCCACACACAGCAGCGAGCUCAGCGUGAGCCAGGACCAAUCCCUGCAGCCAAAAUCUUUGGCUCCACCACCACCCAGGCGCUCAUCUUUUUCAGAGGGCCAGAAAGAGCCAGGGCGUGGGUCUCGCGGACACACACGGUCAUUUUCCGAUACAGGGAUUAACCACAAACUCAGGAAAGGAGGGGCCCACCGGAAAAUCACCAUAAUAAUAGAGGAUCCGGUAGCAGAAACCUUGACCGAAGACUGCUGCAUUAAGGAGUACAACCCUUUUUCGCCUCAGCUCAGUGAUGCCAGCACGCCCACUUCCCUUUACAUGGAGUCUUAUGGGUCCCAGUACAACAAACCACAAGAUACUUUGUUUAGAAAGCCAUCAGAGGGUCAGAGUCUCAUCAGCUAUCUGUCAGAGCAGGACUUCGGCAGCUGUGCCGACCUUGAAAAGGAGAACGCUCACUUCAGCAUCUCUGAGUCGCUUAUUGCCGCCAUUGAGUUGAUGAAGUAUAAUCUGAGGCGUCAGCAGCAGGAAGAGGGAGAGGAGGAAGGAGACAGCGACUCUGAGAUACAGCAACUCAAGCAGAAGAUCCGCCUGCGAAGGCAGCAGAUCCGUCGCAACCGCCUGCCACCCUCCACACCUUCACAACACUUGUUUCAUUCAACUGAUAGCAGCGGUUCAAGGAGGAGCUCCCAGGACUCUCAUGGCCUAUCCGAUUCAGACUCUGCUGACGAGGUGGAAGAGUGUGAAUUACAAGAUGGCUGUGAGGGCCAGUCCCUGCUGGCGGUGUCUCAGAACGGCCUGUCCUUGUCACUUGCCUCCCUCUUCUCAGAAGCAGACAUAAAACGCAGGGCAAGCUCCGGCAACAGGUCUUUUCUGAGCUCCGAGUCCAUUUCUCCAUCAUUCCUCCAGUCUAACUCUGCGGAGUCGGUCGCCAUGGGUUUGCUCAGACAGUUUGAGGGUAUGCAGCUUCCUGCCGCUUCUGAGCUUGACUGGCUGGUUCCAGAACAUGAUGCGCCACAGAAACUGCUGCCCAUCCCAGACUCUCUGCCCAUCUCCCCUGAUGAUGGAGAGCAUGCAGACAUCUACAAGCUAAGGAUUCGGGUACGAGGGAACCUGGAGUGGGCACCACCCCGGCCACAAAUUAUCUUCAACAUUCACCCUCCGCCCAAGAGGAAGACUAUUGUCGCAAAACAAAAUUACCGCUGCGCUGGCUGCGGGACUCGCAUCCACCCAGACUAUAUUAAGAGACUACGUUACUGCGAGUAUCUUGGUCGUUACUUCUGCCAAUGCUGCCAUGAGAAUACCCAAAUGGUGGUUCCCGGUCGAAUACUGAUGAAGUGGGACUUCAGCAAAUACUACGUAAGCAAUUUUGCCCGUGACUUGCUGUGCAAGAUUGCUGGAGAUCCACUCUUCAACACAAAUGACAUCAACAGCAGCCUCUACAAGAAAGUGAAAGCUUUGGAGUCUGUCAGGGUUUUAAGAAUGCAGCUGUUUCAUAUGAAAAACCUCUUCAAGACAUGUCGCUUUUCAAAAGAUGUUCUUGAGCAGUUUGACAUCCUUCCGGGUCACCUGACCGAGGACCUGCACCUUUUCUCCCUAAAUGACCUUUCAUCCGUACGCAAUGGAGAAUUGGCACCUCGAAUGAAGGAACUGCUUAAACUCGGGACUGUGCACGUAGCUGGCUGUGUGCUGUGCCAGGCAAAGGGCUUCGUAUGCGAGUUCUGCGGCAAUGACAAAGACAUCAUCUUCCCAUUUCAACUGAGCAAGUGCCAGCGCUGCGAAGAGUGUCAUGCAUGUUACCACCGUGGCUGCUUCAGGGGCAACAAGGACUGCCCCCGGUGUCUGAGGCUGGCCGAGCGCAGAGAGAGGAUGGCGCGCAGGAACAUGGAGCAGCAAGAGGACGAAGGUGGCGGAAGUUAGUGAAGAAAUGUCGGAGAAAAGAACUAGUAAAGGAGCACAAUGUGACCAUGAUUGUAAAUGACUCCCUCCGUCGCUGCGUCAAGCUAACUGCUGUUUAUUUUCACAAGCACCUUUCACUCAAGCACUUAACAAUGGAGAACGUGUCUAAUGUGAAACAUGAGAUUUGUGGUGAUUUUGUGAGAAGUGUUUUCUGCCAUGCAAGGUCAAUUCCUCUACUAAAAAGGCAAGCUAUGCUGCAGCACCACAGAGCCAAAGAUUGUUCUGUUUUAUUGGCACUCAAUUUCUUUUCCUCUGCAGUAAAUUUGCACACUUGACAGCUAAUUAAACACCCAGGGUUGAUAUUUGUCUUCUAUUUGUUUUAUUAUUAUUUUUAAGUUACUGGUAAGUUUCUUUUACAUUCUUCAAAACUAUUUAGUACUAGUGAUUUUGAUUUAUAAAUGCCAAUUUGUUUUAAACAAAAAGUAAAUCAAAUGACCUGACAUUUAAUGUACAUUCCCACAUAUUUUCUAAUUUUGAAUUUUGUUUUUAUUUUCUUAGCAAUAGAAACAUGUCUCAAGACCAAAAAGAUAUGCAGGGCUAGUUUGCCAGGCUAACUGUUGACUGGGGAAAUGUCACCAGUAAAGUUACAACUACAGCGAAACUUGUUGGUAAGCUAAAACUUUUGCCGGAACUUUGAAGCAACUAAACGUAGCUCAUGGUCUCGGUAAGCCUCUUGAGCAUCAAAGGUACUAGACAGAAUAUACUAACAAUAAAGUUAAGCUGUUCAUCUGUUUUCUAGAUUUUUUUUUUUUUUUAUUUAUUUUUUUUAGGAAGGCAAGAUCUAUCACUUGAUGAA